UAUGUGGUCUUUUCCUCGGUGACGCAGCACGACCUGAUGGCGAUCGACCGUCUUCGAAACACCUACCACAAAGGACUCCGGUGUAUGUACUUCAAUGAGGACCAGGUAUUGGUUGUUAAAAUCAUGCCGGGUAUACUUCAUGAAGUAUCCCACCGGAUGUUUGCGAGAAUGUUGAUCCGCAAAGCGAUUGCCAUGGGGAUAGAGGAUGUCGAGCUUUUUGACAUAGGUGGCGGCAGGCUAGAAGGAGUAGCAAGCCGAAAAGAAGCAGAUUCAGCAUUCAAACCUGUCACACUUCGCCCUCACGAUACUCAUUGGCCCACCCUUGUCUUCGAGUGCGGAGUUUCAGAAUCCGUUAAACGAUUGAGGGUCGAUGGUCACUGGUGGCUGGAAAAUUCUGCGGGAGAGGUAGGAAUUGUUCUCCUCAUUUCUGUCAACAAACAGGCCCGAAGAAUCACUCUAGAGCAAUGGGAAAUG
Molecule: messenger RNA, 474 nt
Organism: Tuber aestivum (summer truffle)
Lineage: Eukaryota; Fungi; Ascomycota; Pezizomycetes; Pezizales; Tuberaceae
Source: the annotation of a GenBank genome assembly